Phymastichus coffea is the source of this 3842-nucleotide messenger RNA. RefSeq names its product ras-related protein Rab6 (gene Rab6). Lineage: Eukaryota; Metazoa; Arthropoda; Insecta; Hymenoptera; Eulophidae. The record is from RefSeq and is a predicted model, not a curated record. The coding region runs from base 290 to 928 and encodes 212 amino acids. Gene Ontology annotation, molecular function: GTPase activity; GTP binding. The transcript is spliced from 6 exons.
CAGAGUGAAAGGAUGCCAAUUGGCGUUGGCGGCGGUAAUAAGAGAGCGAGAAACAGAUAAGUAGUGUACGUCAGCCUCGCACACGCGCCUGCCCGGGACACGACCCCAUCCAUACAACAGACCGACCGACGUCGUAGUCGCCGUCGUGGAGUGCGAAGGAGUGGCCCCACAGCCUGCCUAUCGCAGCUUUUUUCUCCACCGCGUGAGUCAGUGUACAUACGAGGGAGUUGGAGUAGUUGAGCCGACGUGUUAGAUUUUCGCUAGCAGCAGCUCCAGACGCCGCUUCGACAUGUCGUCGUCAGGCGACUUCGGCAAUCCCUUAAGGAAGUUUAAGCUGGUCUUUCUUGGCGAGCAGAGCGUCGGCAAGACUUCGCUCAUCACCCGAUUCAUGUACGACAGCUUUGACAACACCUAUCAGGCUACAAUAGGAAUAGAUUUUUUAAGUAAGACUAUGUAUUUAGAAGAUAGAACUGUGAGAUUGCAACUUUGGGAUACCGCAGGACAAGAACGUUUCCGGUCAUUAAUACCUAGUUACAUUAGGGACUCUACUGUGGCUGUUGUUGUCUAUGAUAUUACUAAUGCAAAUUCUUUCCAUCAGACAUCAAAAUGGAUUGACGACGUUCGGACGGAAAGGGGUAGCGACGUCAUUAUAAUGCUCGUUGGCAACAAAACAGACCUCAGCGAUAAACGUCAAGUUUCGUGUGAAGAAGGCGAACGAAAAGCUAAAGAAUUGAACGUUAUGUUUAUUGAAACAAGUGCUAAAGCUGGUUACAAUGUUAAACAGCUGUUUAGAAGAGUAGCUGCUGCCUUACCUGGCAUGGAUUCAACUGAAAAUAAACCACCAGAAGACACAGCUGUUGAUCUGCAAAACCAGUCGACGAUGCAGAACGGAGGUGAAUCCGAGGGUGAAGGUGGAUGCAUUUGCUAGGGUGCUGCUGCUUUGGACGAUCGCGCGAUUGGAGGCAGUUGAAGAAGGAAAGAACCAACAAUUAGCGAACAUAAUCGCUGGUGGAACAAUUAUGUGAUUUCAUGCGGAGGUGAGACUGACUCUCUGGCCUUUUUCUUCUGUCAGAUUCGACGGACAUCUUUCACUUCGAUCUUCAGCCGAUCACGUAAUAAUUAGUGCUUGUAUAACGUUUAUAAAUACAUUUUUUUCGCUCUUUGGAACAUUGCGAACAUUGUAUCGUUCGUUCACAAAAACAAAAUGAUUUGUCAUUGUUUUUUAGCCUUCAAAAUGACUUAACUAAUAGUUAAGUGACAAUUUCGUAAAACUUCAUUGUAUAACAAUUGUCAUUGCUCUGUUAAUGCCUAUUAUCUCGAAUCUAUUUGCAACUGCAUUCAUUAAUUGAUUUUUAGUCGACCUCCCUAGAAAAAAAAUGAGAAUCACCAAAUAAUCCGCUAUCACUGUCAAAUGUAAGAAUCGAAGGCGAUGUUUUAUAGAUACGCGAACCCAUCACACGGCGUUUUUGUACGCGACUUGUCAAUUUUUCAAAAAGGUGCGUGUUGUGAUAAGUUGCAUUCCUUGCGUGCACGACUGCGAUUGUGCGCAACGCACGUGAAACCAAUAAUAACUAGCGAGAUAUGUCGCAAUUUUGUCAGGCUACAAAAAGCGAAAUGCCUUUCAUGGACUUCUCAUCGACGUAUCAUUCAAGCGAAUCAAUAGCCAAUUGACGAUACAUCUACACAGGCAUUCACAUAAAAAUAGAAUUACGGUGUCACAUCAAAGAUUUACGCUGAAAAAAUGUUUCUCUUGAUGUAUGUAUGUGUGUUUGGGCGUGUGUGUGCGCGCGCGCGUGCGCGUGUGUGUGUGUGGGCGAGUAACGGUUUAUACCUUACGGUUACAUAGCUGUAACAGUACGCGUCUAUAGAUAUAUACAUAGUACCGCGGAUAAUCCAAUGCUUAUAGUGCAAUAUAAAACUCAACUGUUGCAGACUUCGAAUAAUGUAUUAGCGACGAUGAGAAUAUCCGUGCGUGAGCGUUGUAAUUCGUUUGUUUUUCUUCUUGCGAUGGGGAAUUUUAUCGUGCAUCGUUGAUAUAUACGUAUAUUAUUUUUUCUGUUUUCUUACAUUGCUGCGUCGUCCAAUCAAUUGAUUCUAUCGGCAGAAAAAGCAAACACGAACAAUGUAUUAAUUGGUUUUCGAUAUGGAAAAUGAAAUUGACUAGAAUUAAUGUGUCGUUAGACGUAGGAUUCUUGGAAAUAUUGUUAAAGUUUUAUUAAUAGAUGAAAUUUCGUCGAUUACGAUUAGAAAGGUACGGUAAUACUAUUGCGAUAACCAAAAUCUUGAAUUUGAUUAAUGAAUAAUGUCAAAGCGUGACUGUCAAAUGAAAAUGAUUGAAAGUACUAUGUAGACAGCCGUACAUUUCUAUUCGUAAUAUUUAUAUCAAUUAGACUUAAUUUAAAUGGAAGAAAAAAAUUGAAAAAAAAUGAUAACAAAUGAUCUUUUGAUGUCGUGUAAAACUUGACGUGUGCCUAAAAUCGACAGUUUCUGAGCAAGCGAGGCUGAUACGUGUGUAGGCUUGAUUUCUUAUUGAAUAUCGCGCACGCUUCGUUUCUUCGACGAAGUAUAUGUAUUAAAGCGAGGGAUUGAGCGAUAGUUAGUCUUUUCGUAUAUACCGUGCGAACAUUGUAAUUUUUUGAUACCGAGCGCAUGCUAACUCAAAAGGAGCUUGCACUGGGAAUAAAUCGAACUGAAAUAACAGCUAUAGAACUUUGAAAAAUAUACAAACCACCCGAUCUUUUCAGGUGUAAUUGCGUCGGAAAUAUCCGACGGAAGACUGUCAUUUCAACUGUUUGUUUCGAACGUCAAGCCCAAAAAAUUGCAAAAAUAAAAGAUGCUUAGCGAAGUUUCAUACGAAUGUAGAGAAGUGCGCCCGCGGAAGCUCGAACGGCCAUUUUUAUGGUUGGUGCGCGCUUCCUGUGCGCCUCCACUUUUUUUUACACGUAGAGGGGCAUAAACGAUUUAUAACUUCCGACCGUCGUAACUUACUCUGUAGCUUCGUAGUUGACGCAUACUCAUACGAGAAAGAAAAAAAAAUGGAACAAAAGAAAGCAAAAAAAAACACGAAUUAUCGUCAUCGUUGUCACACCGCAUAAAACAGUGCGUAUACUUGCAAUCGCGAACAUCUAGAAAGAGGAAUUGUUAAAAAAGAAACAAAAGCAAUUCUUGAUAUUGGCUUUUGCAUUUUUUGUGCUCGUGCGCUGAACGUUCCAUCUCUGCAGGUGUAUAUCUUUCUUAAAAAAACUCUCAAUGUCUUUUGUUUUACUCACCUCCGUUGCACUGACUUACCUCUAAUAAAUACGAAAAGCUUUAACUGGAAUUUAAUGUGUUGAGAGUCGUCAUAGUAAAAAUAUUCUGUUUGUUCUGGAAUAACUGAGAUAAAAAACAAAGUAUACCGCCCUUGUGUGCUAAGCUUUUGCGAUUUCCUCGUCAAUCGUGAAAGUACGUACGUGACAAUUACACAUUAAGUAGAAAAAAACUGAAUUUCAUCAAGCCAUCACUUACAAAGUGCAUUAAUGCCAAAAAUAAGAGAAAAGAAAAUGACCACGUUUAAGAAGAGCAAAUAAAAAAGUAAAUUGACAAUGUGGCAAAUGCGCGAUCGAUGGAUUAUUGUUAGCAAAAUGGAAUGCGAAGUGAUCUUUAUACCGUUGUAGGCGCAAUUAUUACGUUUGAUUGACGAGACUAACGAAUUUUUGCAACAUUUGUCAUAUUAACACUGUACGUGCAGGCAAACUACUAUCAAAUAGCAAAUUAAUUAUACAUGAAACAAAGAUGGGAGCUUCGUAAAAACAAAGUGGAAUAAACCUUUUGAGUCAAAAACAAAAGAAAAUGACAAAAAAUCA